AGCCCCGCAACCACCCACUACCCCCAGAAACCAAAACCCCCAGAAACCAAAGAAACCAGCACAACAAGCCCUCUCUCUCUCCCACUCUCCGUGUAUUCAUCUAUCUAGACUAGAAUAGAUCUCUUCGAUCUGAACCAUGAAAACCUCAAUCCACUCCUCUCCUCGGUCGGCACCGCUGCCGCUGCUGCUGCUGCUUCUCGCUGCUCUUCUUCUUCUGACUGCAGCAGUUCACGCUGUGGACGAGCCGAAGGUGGGGGGGCUGACGAAGAUAAAGCACGUGGGGUCGAACAAGGAGGUGCAGGAGCUCGGGCGGUUCUCCGUGGGGGAGUACAACAACCGCCUGCGCGGCCGCGACGCGAAUCCGCUGGCGUUCGUGAAGGUGGUGGAGGCGCAGCAGCAGGUCGUCGAGGGCAUGCAGUACUACCUCAAGAUCGCCGUCGCCGCCCCCGACGGUUCCCACAAGAUCUACAAUGCCGUCGUCUGGGACAGGCCCUGGCUCAAAUCUCGCCAGCUCAUGUCCUUCACUCCCUCCACUAAGUAAAAUAUAUAUAUAUAUAUAUAUAUAUA
Ananas comosus (pineapple) is the source of this 567-nucleotide messenger RNA. RefSeq names its product cysteine proteinase inhibitor 10-like. The transcript has a single exon. Gene Ontology annotation, molecular function: cysteine-type endopeptidase inhibitor activity. The record is from RefSeq and is a predicted model, not a curated record. Bases 137 to 541 code for a protein of 134 amino acids. Lineage: Eukaryota; Viridiplantae; Streptophyta; Magnoliopsida; Poales; Bromeliaceae.